Molecule: messenger RNA, 1614 nt
Organism: Penicillium longicatenatum
Lineage: Eukaryota; Fungi; Ascomycota; Eurotiomycetes; Eurotiales; Aspergillaceae
Product: putative GTP binding protein (GTPBP1)
Exons: 2
Coding region: 1-1614 (537 amino acids)
Biological process (GO): translational elongation
Molecular function (GO): translation elongation factor activity; GTPase activity; GTP binding
Source: RefSeq, a predicted model, not a curated record
AUGCCAGUACAUACGAAAUCAAAUCCCGAAGAGCGGAAACGAGGCGAAAUCGCCCUCAGCGAGUUCGCCGAGUAUGCCGAAAAGCAGCAAUCGCACCGCUCAGCUGUCGCUGUCCCCAGCGACAGUGGCUAUGAGACAGGAAGCGUGGCGCCUAGUCUGGAAGAUCAUGCAGAACUAGAUAUUCUGGACCAACUCUGCCUUUCUGACGCCCCCCGCACCGUCAAGUUGAAGGAGCUUCUCCUGGGGACGGGCGAGGAUACUGAGAAUAGUCUACAGCUGCUAGCUGGGAUACUACAAGCGCGCACUGACGAAGGUCUUGGCGAGACUAUUUUCGACCUUGGCCUUGAAGAUGGCGGUGAUUCAAUGGGCUUCGACCUUCCUCAAUGGGAAAUUGCUCUACAGCGGCUGCGCGAAGCGGCCGAAACUAUUCCUGCUCACUGCCGAAUACUUCUUACCUACAAUGUUGGCGGCCCUCAGGAGUGCCCGGCGAAGGGAGAGCGAUCCAAGGAUGUGUGGGGUAAGGUGCUUAUCCGCCAGCAUGCGGUCAACAUAGAGGAUAUGGCGGAAAUUCGGAUGGCCGUGGUGGGUAAUGUCGAUGCAGGAAAGAGUACCAUGCUUGGCGUGCUGGUCAAAGGCAGCCUCGAUGAUGGUCGUGGUCGUGCACGACUCAACCUCUUCCGCCACAAGCAUGAGAUUGAGAGUGGACGAACUAGCUCUGUCGGGUUGGAGAUCAUGGGAUUUGACAGUCACGGCGAGAUUGUCGCAAACUCGCAGGGUCGAAAACUGUCCUGGGAAGAAAUAGGGAAAAAGUCCGCCAAGGUGAUCUCCUUCUCUGACCUUGCGGGUCACGAGCGGUACCUGCGAACUACCGUUUUUGGUAUGCUGAGCAGCAGCCCCAACUACUGUUUGCUGAUGGUCGCCGCGAAUAAUGGCCUAAUUGGAAUGAGUCGUGAACACCUGGGCAUAGCCCUUGCACUCAAUGUGCCCGUCAUGGUCAUCAUCACUAAGAUUGACAUUUGCCCGCCCCAGAUCCUCCAGGAGACUCUGUCUCAACUUUCGAAGAUUCUCAAAUCGCCCGGGGCGCGCAAAAUCCCCAUUUUCGUCAAGGACAUGGAGGAGACCAUCAAUACGGCGGGUCAGUUUGUCAGUCAGCGGAUUUGCCCUAUCUUCCAAGUCUCCAAUGUGACUGGCGAGAACCUGGACCUCGUCCGAACCUUCCUGAAUAUCCUCCCCCACCGGGGUCACUAUGACCAGGAUGGGCCCUUUGAGUUCUUGAUAAACGACACAUUCUCUGUCCCACACGUGGGCACUGUGGUCUCCGGUGUUGUCAAGUCUGGUGUGAUUCACGCUGGUGACUCGGUAGUGGUGGGACCUGACUCCCUAGGCCAGUUCACUACAACUGCCAUUAAGACCAUUGAACGUAAAAGGAUACCAGUCAAUGCUUGCUUCGCAGGCCAGUCAGGAUCCUUUGCGCUGAAGCGUGUGCGCCGUAAGGAAGUGCGUAAGGGUAUGGUCGUUUUGAAGAAGAUGGACCAACCCCCUAAAGUUUACCGGGAGUUCGUUGCUGAAGGUAAAAUGCUAGAUCGGGAAUCUUGUGAAUAUCUACUGACAUAG